AUGCCAUCACAUGCCAUGCCAUCACAUGCCAUGCCAUCACAUGCCAUGCCAUCACAUGCCAUGCCAUCACACGCCAUGCCAUCACAUGCCAUGCCAUCACACGCCAUGCCAUCACACGCCAUGCCAUCACAUGCCAUGCCAUCACACGCCAUGCCAUCACAUGCCAUGCCGUCCCACGCCAUGCCAUCACAUGCCAUGCCAUCACAUGCCAUGCCAUCACAUGCCAUGCCAUCGCAUGCCAUGCCAUCCCACGCCAUGCCAUCACACGCCAUGCCAUCACAUGCCAUGCCAUCGCAUGCCAUGCCAUCACAUGCCAUGCCCUCACAUGCCAUGCCCUCACACGCCAUGCCAUCACAUGCCAUGCCAUCACAUGCCAUGCCAUCGCAUGCCAUGCCAUCACAUGCCAUGCCAUCGCAUGCCAUGCCAUCACAUGCCAUGCCCUCACAUGCCAUGCCAUCACAUGCCAUGCCCUCACAUGCCUUGCCAUCACAUGCCAUGCCCUCACAUGCCAUGCCCUCACACGCCAUGCCAUCACAUGCCAUGCCAUCGCAUGCCAUGCCAUGCUUUACCAGCCAUACCGUGCCCCUUCUCCUGUCGCGUCCUCUCACUCUCACUCUGCCCUUGUCUUUCUUGCCUUCCUUGCUUUUCCUUGCGCGCUCCCCUCCCCUACGCACCCUGUUAUUUUGAAAAGGCCCACAUGCCCUCCCCAUUUCGAUUCCUCAUCUGCCUCUGUCACUUCAGACCAUGCUUUCGGUUGCUUCGUUUCGCCUCAUCUCUUCCUAGCCUUCCUUCCUUCCUUCCCUGGCACGCUCCCCUCCCUUCCCACCCCCCAUAUCCCUGGCAUGUUUUGAGACGUCUCAAAACUCAACUGCUCCCCUCCCUCCCACCACCCCCCCGUAUCUCUGGCAUGUUUUGAGACGUCUCAAAACUCAACUGCUCCCCUCCCUCCCACCACCCCCUGUAUCCCAGGCAUGGCUCGCCAUUCCGCGUCCGCAUCUGUCAACUCCUCACAUG
This is a messenger RNA of Closterium sp. NIES-67, 1014 nucleotides long. Lineage: Eukaryota; Viridiplantae; Streptophyta; Zygnematophyceae; Desmidiales; Closteriaceae. The record is from the annotation of a GenBank genome assembly.